AUGCGCUUCCCAAACUGUGAUACUACGGUGAGCUUAGCUUUUGGAAUUAUUGCACCUAAACUUUUCAACAUUUUACAUUGUUAAUUUCAGGGAAAGUUGGAGAUAGAUUGUUUGUCUAUAACCAAACCUAUUAAGCCGGUUACCAUGGGAACCACGAUGAGUUCAGUGGGCUUGGCGAAUAAGCCACCCGCAUUGCCACCGGUAAAACAAAAUAACACUGCGGUAAGUGGCCGUCUCUUUCUGACCCAGACAUUGUUCAUUUUUUUAAAAAACGUUUUAAAAAAAGUAGGAGAAAUAAACACGACAUUGGGUCUAAUAAUUAAUUUUUUUUUGCUAUGGAUUCAUUUAUGUCUGGUCAGUUAAGGUUUACAGAAACUUCCUGUACGUCGUCUUGGUGUUUGCCAAACCAAAGUGGAUACUGUUGUCAACCGAUGAAAAAAUUGAAUCUAAUAGAAUUUUAGGAAGGUUAAGAAGCCUGCUGGGCCAAUAGCAGAAACUAGUUGCCAGGUCGUGCCAAUAAGAAUUCUGAAUUAUAUCAAGACAAUCUUAUUUCGACACUUCCACAAAUAAAUUGAUAUUGAUGCUUGUAAUCCUCCGAAAGGAAGAUUCAAGUUGAGUUUAUUCCAUUCAGUGUUACGCGAAGAUCCUAAAAUAACGUGUCAAACUUUAUGAUUGUGUAAUUUAAAGUAUCCGAAAAUGUCUAUGUAUGAGCCAGUUUUCUACCCACACAUUAUGGCUCAGUUUGCCAUCAGUGCCUAUCUCGUGUAAUUAUUUGCUGAAAUGUCUCUUCGCAUAUAAUCUGACAACCCAUAGAUACAUGUGUCUUGUGCUAUUUGUACGUUUUGUUUGUUUCUCAACGUUUGUUUCUGAGUUGUGUGUUUCAGCCUUGUUUAUUCUCAAUUUGUGACUGACCGACAGACCGACGAAAAGACAGAGCGAAGAUAGAGUCCAUCAGUGUUUUGUGAACAUUUGUGUAACAUAAUUCGUGUACGCCAUUAGUUAAUUAGUAGUAUUGUUGUUCGUGUGGUGUAUCAGUGAGACAGGUAAGUCAGCUACCUUGGCUUCAAUAUCGAUAUCACAGAUAACAGGUUCAAUUUCUUCCUUCUUGCGAAACAUUUGCUUUAAUUGAAUCAUUAUUUUCCUCCUUUUUUUUCAUCCUAUUAUAUUUUUUGUGCCCUUCUUUCUAUGGAGUUGUAAUAAUCUUUAAUGAAAUGUGUAAGUGUACUGUGUAUCUUUAUAACGAGUAGUGUAAACAUGAGAUUACAAUCAUCAACUGAAAGCUUCGAUGGAAACCUUCCAUCAUAACACCGCCUUUGAAAUUCCUUCCAAGAAUUCUUUAGUCUGAUGUAGGAUUAAAUUGCAAAUGAAUAUGUUUGAAUCGAGGCUAGGUUUUUUUAUGUAAAAUACGAAGAACCUCCAAGAAAUUAGUAAUAUCACUAGGGUGUAACACCAAAAGCCACGCCCAAAUCACGAUUUAGACAUUUUGAAACAAAUUUGACUCCUGGGGUAAGGGGAAAGCAAAGUCCUUGUUUGGAUAUAUUCUUGACGGUGUACAUUUCUUUCUUUUAAAAGGUGCUUUUGUUUUGUAUCAUUUGGCAAAGUCGUUACUUAUUUUAAGACCAAUUUAAGUUUAACAACGUUUCCAUAGGUAAUCGCCACCGCGCAAUCUCCACCGGACUACAAGUUUGAACACUUUACCAAACUUUGUCAGCAUUAUCAAGAACAAAAGAAAAUAUUGCAGGUGUGAAUGAUUUCACUAAGUCUUGGGAGGCUGCCAAAUUGUUAAUGGUAAUAGGACCGAGCGGAGUCCAAUUCGGUUUGCAAACAUGCGAGUGAUUGACAAAAUUGGACGACCGCGAGGCCGGAGUCCAAUUUGUCAAUCACUCGUGCGAUUACAGACAGAAUUGGACGACAAAGAAUCAUAACCGUUACAAUUUCCGUAAACAACAAAUACAUUUAGGUCAGAUAUCUCCCGUAGAGAUAGUUACUAAAGUUUAAAAAAUUCUCCAUUUUGGAAAUUCCUCAAUUUUUUUGAGGAUAAGUGGUUGUUGCUUAGGUUAUUGUGAUUAAUUCUGUGAUUGGUAGAUUUGGCUGAGUGGACUUAGUAUGACUGGCUACCUCAACUGUCCGAUUACAGCUCUAAAGAAUGAUUAAUGACAAAUAAAGCAGCAAAUGCACCAAUCGCGUUUGAGGAAAUUGUAAUGGUUAUGAUUACAAAUGUAAUAUCUACAUAGAAUAUGACAAUUUCGAAAUUGUCAUCGUGACUAAUUUUUUUCUGCAUUUAUUGACUAAUAAACCUUGAAAGUUACCAAGAGAGGUGUUUAUGUAACUUUUUUACGCCUUCAAAUUUUAAAAUAUGAUAUUUUUGCAACCUUAGAAACAGCGGUUCCUCGGUCCCUGAUCCAAACUGUGAAAGAACCUUUUUGAAUUUUUUGUAUAACCUUAAUGUUUCUUACCCUGCAAGUAAAGCCAUAUUUUGUCCUCUAUGUAGGUGCAAAUUCGGACAGAGGUUCAUAAUUGGCAAAAGGUGGCGGAGAAUGGUGAUGAAGGGACUGAAUGUCGUGAAAAGAUACUGGGCUUACUGAGCCAGUUUCGCGAGGCACAGAAACAACAAGACAUGUUAAUUGAGAAAGAAAAGCUUAGGUUGGAUGCGUUUAGAAACUGUAUCAAUGAAGACACCACAAACAGGAUAAAAAAACGCUUGACAUUCUUCCAGAAACUAAACAAACAACACGAGGCAUUGUUGGAACAUAUCCGACAGGAUAUUCAAGAAUGUAGAAUGAUUUGUAAAAGAUUCAAUGAUUCGAGUGGAAGGUAAGUUCUUUGUUGCUGUGCCAACGCCUUAGAAAUUUGGUUCGCUUCUUAUCUUAACAUUUUCGUGAUGGGAAAAUCGGCAUAAAAAUCGUAGAAUUUAGGUUUUGUCACAAUAACAGUUCCCUAGUAAGGCUCUUUAGUAUUCUAAUGAUAUGACUUCCCCCCCCCCUUCAUUGACGGUCAAUUUUCAGUAGUCCCCCCUUUAUACUUAAUUAGCGAUAACUGAUCUCACUUCCGUUUCCCCUGAAAACUAUGUGAAUCCCCCCCAAACCCCUUCCCCCCCCCCCCCGCGAUGAAUAAUGAGUGGAGUAGUCCCUAAAAGAUCACCUGACACUUAACAUAAACUGACUUGAUGUUUAAUAUUUUGAAAGGUCUAAAGGGUUUGAGACUUGGAUAAAAUGUCCAGCCAGCCCAGCUUACGAUUACGGUAGUAUUGGAAGCUUAUGAGGUGAGAUAUGCGAUCAUGAUAAGGAAGUACAAAUACAUUGUAGCAAUUCUUAAUUAAGUGUUGAAAUUAAUCCGGGACUACCAUGGGUUUUCUCUAAUUUAAUCUGAUUGGCCCCUAACUUCUAAUCCAAUCAGAUUUACCUGAUAAGCUGAAUUAUACAGGCGAUUUGAUUGGUUCCUAUUUAUGAUCUCUUGGAAGAUUGACGCAUAGUUGACGUCAUCGAAAAAACGCAUUUUGCAGUGACGCAUUGUUCUUAUCACAUUUUGAAUUCAUCUGUAAUUUAAUCCUUUAGACCUUGACAUCAGUUUGCAUUUUCUCCUCACUGUUCUCUAUACAUUUCCUGAUGAGCUGACAAAGAGAUUUUGUUUGACAAUUAUGACCUCCUUUACUUGAUGAUUAUUUCCUUUUUUCCCAUGACCUGAAUAUGUGAAACAGAGGUGAUCUUGUAAGGAGAAAUUAGAUGCUUGUCACUGUUAGGGGUUAAUUAAAGGGUUGAAACUGAACAGACGCAUGGCAUCAUGGAAUCUAAUUGAUAAGCCGAACUAUAACCAAUCGCAACAUUCUCACGCACGUCUCCCUCGCUACGGGCACUUUGCUUGUUUUUACUUUGAUCUCUUUUUUAAUCAUUUUGACAUUUUCCUUCUUUUGUCUGAUUGGUAACUGUGAUGAUUUUGGUUUUGGUGUUGUGACGCUCUGAAAGGGAAUGAAGACUGUCACUUUAAGCGAUUGUUCAACGAGAUACAGAAACAGUGGCGUAGCCUGCUUCACACUCAGUUCCUAGGUGUGACUAAAAUAUAAUAAAUGCUGAAUAAAACUUAAGGUCAUGAGAAAAUGAGAAAUGAUCAACAAAAAAAUGAGCGCUUGAUUGUUAGGCAUAAUCUCCUUUACCGUAGGAAAUGUACGGAAAACAGUGUGGAGAAUAUGCAUACUGAUGUUGGAGUGUAAAGGAUCGUGAUCAAUAGCUGAGCUCUUACACACGUAUCAAACAUGGCUCACAGCUGAAAGUGGUUAUUCGAUAAAGGAGUAAGGGAAACGAUCUGAUGUAUUUGUAUUGAUAAACCUCCAUGACCAUUUUUGGAGACAGAAACACUUACAACACCAAUCAUUUAAUUACCAGACAAAUGGCACUGUUUGCUUCUGGGCUGUCUCAGGGUUGCCCAAGAAAAAGUUUCGUGCAUUAAGUAACAUAAGUGCUGCCCCUUUAUAACCACUCUUUGAUUUUUAUGGUUGUUUUUCUUCCCGAAGUCUUUGUAGGUAGGAAAGAAACCAUUGUUCCUGUGUUUCUUCAGUCCACUCAUCAAUCGAGAUGGAGAAGCGGGAAAUCAACAGGUUCAAAUAAUGUCUCUGAACAUGAGCACAGGAUGGAUCAGCUCAAAAUCAACAAGAGCAAAGCCUCGAAAAGGAUUAUGAGACCGUGG
Molecule: messenger RNA, 4680 nt
Organism: Pocillopora meandrina
Lineage: Eukaryota; Metazoa; Cnidaria; Anthozoa; Scleractinia; Pocilloporidae
Source: the annotation of a GenBank genome assembly